GACUAAUUCUCUUCGCAGCGUCCCCUCAGUUUAUUGUGGAUGUUCGCGACGAGAGCGCCAUGCUGGGAUUUGCUGCAGACUGCGGUCUCGGGUUCACGAGGAGAACAAAUUUCCUGAAGUGGACAGCAAUAUGGAAGAGAUGUUAAUGCUGUCCUCGCAGAGUCCUCUUUCCUUGCUUGUGAAGUUUGGAAUAAUGGGGUGGAAUGACAGUUGUGCGGAAAACUGUUCUGGACAUGGGGAAUGUCACAAUGGGACAUGUCUUUGUGAGAUUCAGUUUGAUGGGAAAGACUGCCAUGUGCCAAACCUCAGUUACUUCGUUGCAUUUGCGACCGUUUUCUUCCUGCUUGCAUUUGUGUGCCUUGUGCAGCUAGUAAUGUGCAUUGUAGCAGAAUGGCAGCGCAUGAAGGCCCCAUCCUUUCUUCGCGCCUGCCGAAUAACUACACAGAAGCUGUUAUACUUUGUAGUCUUCUUGGCUGCUGUCAUUAGGGGUGCAUACUUCACUUCUCCAACUGCAUUUGAAGAGGGGUGGUCAAGUAGCCUAAUGAGUGCUUACUACCCCCUUGUUCUUUCUGGUGCAUCCCUCAUUGUCUGUUUCUGGGCUGAGGUGUUCCAUUUGCGAGACAUCAGCUGGGAGAGGCCGCAGUUCCUGUCCAAGUCCUUUUUGGGCUUUGUAACAUUUAACAUUAUAAAUUAUUCCCUGUUACUGGCGGAGUUUAUUACAACUCAGUUUACACAUCCGACAUCAGAACAAAAGAAUUUCUAUACAAACCUUUUCAAUGGUUGCUAUGCCUUCCUGUUGUUCAUUGUUGUGAUAUUUUUCCUCAUUUACGGCGUAGAAGUCUUCUUUAAGAGGGAUGUGUUAGCAAGAUACAAUACUUUAAACAACGAUGAGGCAAACACAAAAACACAACCAGUGGAGUCGUUCGAGCUCCGCGCUGGCUUUCUGAGUGGGGAGCAAGUUACAACUAUAGCAGCAUCCAGUCGAACACCUGCAGGAGAACGAGGUGAUGGGCCGGCAUCUACACGGCUAGUGGAUGCGGAUGCAGACGGAAACACCAGCACUUCUGCAGACACAGAUCCAGAUGCUGAUGCACGCCUGUCAGCUGCCUCUAGCCCCUCUCUGCCAUUGCAACAGAAAGUGGACAUCUCACAGCUGCACCAGUCACGCAUUGGCCUGCUCUCUCAAGCACUCAUGCUUAGCAUUGUUGUAGGCUUCCUCUUCAGUGAGACACUGUCAGAAUUGUGGAAGAAAAAGGUUCCACUUGUAAGCCGCAACUGGCACGACAUUGUCUUCAGAGUUGUGGAGAUAGGCGUGGCACUCUGGUUUCCGUGUGUUUUGUGGAACUGCAUGAGCCCAGAGCAGUUAUGGAUUUUGAACCCAAAAAGAAUUUUGAAGAAAUUGGAAGCCGAGCAGCAACUGUCAUCACAGCCUGGUUGCCGACUUGAAACGCCUCCAAAGCCAGAUGGUGAGAGCGUAUCGGGGCAGGACUGUUGGAUUUGUUAUGAUACUGAUCGCCGAGAUGCUGGCCCUCUGAUACAGCCUUGCGACUGUCGUGGAGAUGUCAGCACAGUACAUCACGACUGCUUAAGGCGCUGGCUGGUUGAGAGUUCUGUGAAUUCAGACUCCUUGAAAUGUAAAGUAUGUGGUGCAGCAUAUCAAGUGGAGCGAGGAAGCCGCCUCGACUGGCAGCACGGAUUCACCACAAAGCACUGGCUGCAGACAGCUGCCACAGUGACCUGUAUGUGCCUGUCUGCAGCAGGAGCCUGGGUCACCAUCCAGUUGUUUGAAGACUCUGCUAUACGGAUGCUUGCUGCUGGAGCUGCACUGCUCGUACAGUAUGCGUGUGUCAGAUUCCUUGGGUUGAAUACAGUCGUGGCGUAUCAACGUGCAAAGGUAUCGGCACUAAACAUCAUGGGAGGACAUGUGUCUACAAUCAGUGAGACUGUAGCUGUUGAUAUACCCAAUCGUGAUAGAGAGAGACAACAAGCCAGUAUAUGAGAAACGAACACAGGUGAUAAAUGUGGCUCUGCAUUUCUGCGGUGUGGUUGUGACAGAAGAGGACUUUUCUUGCCAUGAUAUGUAAAUAGACAUAUGGAUUGAAAAGUAUUGUACUCCAGUUCAGCAAUAAGAAAUGUGUGCAUGUGAUGACUUGCUGUAUGUGGACAGUAAUAAACAACAGUUUAUGUAUGUGUAAAACCAAAGAAUAGUGGUAGUAGCGUAUUGUCGAUUUCAAUAACAUUUAAGAUUUUUGUUAUUGUAUGUAGAAAAUAGAGAAGAGUGCAGAAGUUGCAGGGACAGAAGGGUCGAAAGAUAAAUGCACACAUUUAAAUUUUAAAAAAGAAUGUUUCUUAUAAAGUAAACAUCACACAUUUCAGAUUGAUAUUGUACAAUAAUUUCCUGAAAGCAUUAUUCAGUGCUACAGUUGGUUUAAAAUAUAGUUGUAUAUAUAUUUAUAUUUGUCAGUUUGUCAUAAAAAGACAUUAAAAUUAUUUGUUUAUACACCAUGAAUUAAGUGAAUUUGGGGUGAACAGGAGAGGGUUUAGUUUCACUAGUAUGUUUUUAGCUAUCCCUGUCAUUGUAUAUUGAAUUAUUAAAAAGCACAGAUCAUUAUUGAAAUGAAAUCUGAAAUAAAAUAUUACUAGUUUUACCAGGCAUUAUUACCUACAAGAUAACUUAUUCUAAUUUACAGUGUGUGUUUAUUUGUCUGUAUGUUAUUCCAACAUCAGGAGUUUUUUGUGCCAGCUGAUGGAGCUGGCUACUUUGUACUUAACAAUCUUGUCAGUCGCUAAAUGGGACAAUCUUUCUUUGAGUCAUAAAUAUAGCUGUGUAAUAUGUAAUAUGUUAUAUGUACAAAUGUGUUAAUAAUUUUAUCUUUAAUAAUCAUAAAGUAAUAAGGUGAAAUUGUCUGCAUUGAAUUUAAUUUCUUUUCACAACUUUAUUUCUUCACCUCAUGUGUUAACUGUUUCACAUGAGAGUGAUUUGCAUAAACAUAUUAUUUGUAAGAAUAAUAAACAGUGAGUUUGAUGUCUACAGUAUGAAACUAGUGUGUACCUGAAAGUAUUGUGCGCCUUUGCCACAAUCCGAUUUGAGUGUUAUGAACUAUUAAGAAUUUUCAUAAUCCUGUGAGGAAACAGCCCACUACACUGUUUGUUUUAUAGUAUUAUUUUGGAAUUUUAUGAUUUAAAUGCCUUGCUGUUGUAUCAUUUAAGACUGUUAAUCUUUCACAAGAAAUGAAAAUAUAUUUUUAAGACCUGUACUAUAUAUAAAAACUUUAAAAGGCCUCAAGUAUGGAAUUUUGACUGAAGACAUUUUGGGAUGUAUAAUGAAAGUAUAAAUACUGAAAUACUGCCAGAUUUUUAAAAAAAAGUGCUGAGGUUGUAUAAGAUGUUUUAUUGAAAUGUCCAUCUGUAUAGCAGAGGGCGUCAUUUUUCAAAGGCUUGAUAGGGAAGAUAUCUAAUUAUUGUUUUGUACAAGAAUUUUACGUAUAUAAGCAAUAGUACUGCAAGUGUUUUUAAUUAAAAGAGUCAUGAAAUCUUUUGAUGGUUUUGAAAUUUUACAGAAAAAUUAAAAUGAGAUUCUUGAAUAAUCAGUAGAAAUUUCAGAUAUCAGUAAUUACAAAAAUGCUUUAUAAAAGUGUAUGUGUUACAUAGGAAACUGAAGUUGAAAUUAUGCUCUAGCUAAUAUCAAUAUUGACUAUCUAAUGUUCUUACUAGACCAUUAUCUCUUUGAUAUGACGUUAAAUAAUGAACUCGUGCAAAAACACCAGUCUAAUCUUCUAGGAAAAAGAAAAUAAAUAUAAUUUUAUUGCA
This is a messenger RNA of Schistocerca gregaria, 3810 nucleotides long. RefSeq lists its product as uncharacterized. Lineage: Eukaryota; Metazoa; Arthropoda; Insecta; Orthoptera; Acrididae. The transcript has 14 exons. The record is from RefSeq and is a predicted model, not a curated record. Bases 131 to 1999 code for a protein of 622 amino acids. Gene Ontology annotation, molecular function: zinc ion binding.